This is a messenger RNA of Tigriopus californicus, 2021 nucleotides long. Its product is annotated as troponin T, skeletal muscle-like. Gene Ontology annotation, molecular function: RNA binding. The record is from RefSeq and is a predicted model, not a curated record. Bases 100 to 1950 code for a protein of 616 amino acids. The transcript is spliced from 9 exons. Lineage: Eukaryota; Metazoa; Arthropoda; Copepoda; Harpacticoida; Harpacticidae.
UUGGAUCGGCCAGUUUAGAGUGAUCCGUCCGUCUAUCUGGUCGAACUAUCGAUUCGUCGUCCAGGAAGACGUGUAUUGCCCGUGUGAGGGAGCCGCAUCAUGCCGUAUCCACGUUAUUCCGGCAAUUCCGGUGGAGGACGAGGAUACUCCUCGGACAAUAUUAGCCCGUGGCAAUCCGGUUCGGGAGGCGAUGGUCUAUUGCCCACGCCUCGCGGGGGAUCCUCCUCGGGUGGGGGUGGUCAUGGGGACCUGAACCCCGUGGCCAAUAUCUUGGGCACGCUUCUGGGCGGCAGCCCCGGGGGCAGCACUUUGGCCAGUCUAGCAGGCCAGUUGGCCGUGGCGCAAGCGGCCGUCAUGAACCCGCCUUCGGGUUCGAAAAUGAUGGGCUCGUCGUCCAGCAGCUAUCAUCAAAGCGCGCCCUACUCCAGGGACCGCGAAUACCGGGGCUAUCGCAGGGGUGAGCGCUCGCCUCCGCGCAGUUCUCGCGGCUACAGGGGCAGUGGCCGCAACGUCCGGAGGAGUCGGAGUCGCUCGCCUCGUCCGCGGGAUCGACGGGCUUCGAAUUCUCGCGGCGGGGGCAGUGGUGGAGGGGGCGGUGCCGGAGCUCGUCGACCUCUUUCCUCCCGGCCCAAUAAACCCAGUCACACGAAUGCAACUUCAUCAUCAUCAUCGUCGUCGGCCUCUGGCGCCAAAGGCGGCGGUGGCGGCGCGACAUCCGGUGCUGCGGGAGCCUCCAGGGAGGAUGACCGCGAGAGGGCUGAGUUCGAGAUCUACAUCGGGAACUAUCCCAAGAGCUUCAAAGAGAACGACCUGAAGAACUUGUUCAAGGAAAACCAAAUUGAUGUGGGUACCGUCCGGAUGAAGAGCGAUGGAGUCAAAGCAUUUGCCUUUGCCGAAACCAAGAGCGCCGACGAGAUCAAAAAGGCCGUCAAAGCCAUGGAUUCCAUCGAGAUCCGAGGACGGCGUUUGCGCGUUCGAGCUGCUGGAGACAAAGAUCCCAAGCCAGAUCAAGGAGAUGCCAAGGGUAAAUCAUCCGAUGGCAAACCCGCCGAGAAAAUUGACACCAGCCACGUCUGGAAGCAUUUAGUUCACUCCUUCAACCUGUUUUUGGGCGAUCAGAUGGAAACGGGCACCCUUUCAGAUGAGAGCAAAGACAAACUGACGACCGUUCAAACCCAUCUCAAAGAAGUAUUCGAGUUGCCCGAGGACGACACACUCAAGAUCAGCCGCUCUUUGGACAUGAUCUUCAUGCAAAACAAUCGCCGAGAAAUCCCCAAGAAGCGGAAAGAUCUUCCAAAAGACAAAAAGGCGGGAGUGACCACGCCCAAAGAGACUGCCAACAAUCCAACUGAUCCUUCAGCUACAGAGGACGAAAAAAAGAGGAAAGCCGCAGAUUCAAAGGAAGAGAAUGGUGAAGGAGCCGAGAACCACGAGGAAGAUGAUGAGGAUGAUAGCGGCAAUUGGAAGAGAAGGAAGACGGGCAAACAAGAUCAAGAAGAGGAUGAUCCAAUGGAAUCCGAGCCAGAGAAGGAACCAGUUGAUGUCGCCGCGAUUCCAGCAGAAGAUCGCGCUAAUGAGAAGGUGGUGCAGGAAGAAGACGCAAUGGAUCAGGACGCUAGGGAAGAACCCCAAACCGCGAAUGGAGAGCCGGAGCCAGAAAAAGAAGAGAAGAAAGAAGUUGCCCAGGAAGAUGAGCCUGAACCUAAAGAAGAAUCCGUGCCUGAGGCUGUUGAAGAGAAUGAAGAAGCAGAGGUAGAGGAAGAAGAACACGAGAACGAAAAAGGAGAGGAUGAAAAUGAGAACGCCGCGGAGGAAGAUGGCGACGCUGAAGGGGAUGAAAUUGAAGCUGAAGCCGUGCCCGCCGCACCUAAAACUACUCCCAAGCCAGCCCGUGGUGGUGGACGUGGUGGUAGCCGCGGUCGUCGAUCCCGCGGUCGCCGUUCGACCUAAUAUUUUUUUGAAACACUAUGGAUGUCUCGAUUCCUUAAAUAAUAAAUGGAACCAACUUGGAAAAAUCGGAA